AUGGCUAGCGCUUAUCACUGGGAAGCCCGACGCAGACAGAUGGCUCUGGACCGGAGGAGACACUACCAGCUUCAACAGGAACUGAAGAACAAAAAGAUAGAGAGUGACCUGGAGGAACAAAGAUACUGCAUGGGGCUUGAACCCUAUCAGCGGUAUCACUCUCCAAGCCCUGACCGUGACUACCUGUAUGGCAACGAGAGCCCUGAGACCUCUCACCGGAACACUGGAGCCUACCUCACUGGACAGUCUCCAGAAGACUUAAGACAUAGCUACACAUUUCCUGAACGCCAGAACGUGGGCCACUGUAUGUGCCAGUGCCAAUGCCACUUCCAAGGUCAUGGCCAACAUCAGAGCAGGAGCCAAGACCAGGAGGAAGACCAGGAUGAGGACCAGGAAGAGAUCCAGGAUGUGGGACAGAGCAAGAGCCGGAACCGGGACCGGGACCGGGACCUAUGCCAGAGCAAGAGCCAAGACCGGGACCGGGGCCUGGGCAAGAGCCAACGCCAGAGCAAGAGCCAGGUCCGGGACCGAGAACAGAACAAGAGCCAACGCUCCAGCAAAGACCAAGGUCAGACCGGACACCAUCCUGGUCACCACCAUCACAAAAUUCAUACUGUGGGUCACCAACAAGCUGCUCAUCGUCCCCAAGAAUUCAAACACAGCGCCCCAGAUACUGUUCGCCAUCCCAAACGUGGAAAGAGAUACACGGCUACGGAGUAUGUCCAGCAGUGGUAGUGGAGAGAGGACCCAGUCUCAACACUGUUGUUCAUCAGGAGACGAGAACCAAUCAGUAAUCAAUGAAGCUGGCAUCUAAAACUUACCCUUAAUAAAUCUUUUCCCC
Messenger RNA from Dromiciops gliroides (monito del monte), 841 nucleotides. It is a transcript of the gene CCDC200, whose product is annotated as coiled-coil domain containing 200. The record is from RefSeq and is a predicted model, not a curated record. Lineage: Eukaryota; Metazoa; Chordata; Mammalia; Microbiotheria; Microbiotheriidae. Bases 1 to 735 code for a protein of 244 amino acids. The transcript is spliced from 4 exons.